Messenger RNA from Opisthorchis viverrini, 336 nucleotides. RefSeq lists its product as hypothetical. The record is from RefSeq and is a predicted model, not a curated record. The transcript has 2 exons. Bases 1 to 336 code for a protein of 111 amino acids. NCBI's taxonomy places the organism in Eukaryota, Metazoa, Platyhelminthes, Trematoda, Opisthorchiida, Opisthorchiidae.
AUGUCAACUGACAAGUUACAGACUGUUGGACGGGAGAGCAAAACCCUGACAUGCAUCUUGUUUACAGAACUGAAUAUCCAUCUUCUCCUUGAACGCGCUUUCCUGAACUUUCCUGGUUAUUCAUUGCUUUUUACUCAAAAGCAAGCAAGUGCUACAGAGCAACUCCAUGAUUUCCGCAGUAGAUCUUCCUUUUCAAGAGACGCAAAGCGUUUUCACGAAAAAACAUACUUCUUGAAGCUUACCAGUGAAAGGAAGAAGGCCUUCGCUGCGGAGUUAUUUAUUAGGAAAUGCCAACUGACCGUUUACAGACUAUUAAACAGGGAAGCAAAACUCUAA